AUGUCGACAGCACAAACCGAAACGACUCUAAUCAACACUCGCGCCGGCGGUGUGUACAUACCGCCGGCACGCCUGCGAAUGAUGCAGCAACAGAUCACUGAUAAGAACUCUGCAGAAUAUCAGCGCAUAACUUGGGAAGCUCUUAAAAAGAGUAUAAACGGUUUGAUCAACAAGGUUAAUACAUCAAACAUAAAAAAUAUUAUAUUUGAAUUAAUAAAUGAGAAUCUUAUUCGUGGUCGCGGUCUUUUUGCACGAUCCAUAAUGAAAGCUCAAGCUGCAUCAUUACCGUUUACUCCUGUAUAUGCCGCAUUAGUUUCUGUUGUUAAUACAAAAUUUCCGCAAGUAGGAGCAUUGCUAUGCACGAGGUUAGUUGUGCAAUUUAGAAAGGCUUAUCGAAGAAAUGAUAAGACAGCCUGCUUGGCAACGACUACGUUCAUAGCACAUCUCUGUAAUCAAAGCGUAUUGGACGAAUUAGUCGCUCUCCAAAUUCUCGUCCUUCUUCUCGAACGUCCUACCAACGAUUCGGUCGAAAUAGCUGUUGGCUUUAUGCGAGAAGUAGGUGCACUUCUUGCUGAAGUUAAUCCAAAGGCUAACAACAGCGUGUACGAUCGUUUUCGUGCCAUUCUUCACGAGGGUAGUAUCGAUAAAAGAGUGCAAUAUAUGAUUGAGGUACUUUUCCAAUUACGCAAAGACAAAUACAAAGAAAACCCAAUGAUACCCGAUGGUCUGGAUUUAGUAGAGGAAGGCGAGCAGUGUAUACAUCACCUUGCGCUUGACGAUGAGUUGGAUGUGGAGGAGGAAUUGGAUGCUGCUCAAAAAAUUGAAAUUCAUGAUCGAACCAAUACAAGCAUAAUACAUUUGAGAAGAACAAUAUAUUUGACAAUAAAAUCAAGUGUGGAUUAUGAAGAAUGCUGUCAUAAACUUAUGAAAUUAAAUAUAAAAGAAGGACAAGAGUUAGAGCUCGCCAACAUGAUAAUAGAAUGUUGUUCACAAGAACGCACAUACGAGAAAUUUUUCGGACUAGUUGGCGAACGUCUUUCCAAACUAAACAUUGUUUGGGCUAGAUCCUUUGAACAAUGUUUUGUCCAAUACUUUACCACAAUCCAUCGAUAUGAAACAAAUCGCCUUCGGCAAAUUUCCAAAUUUUUCGGUCAUCUUCUUGCCACAGAUGCAAUCUCGUGGGAAGUAAUGAAGGCUAUCCAGUUGACUGAGGAGGACACAACUAGCAGUUCGAGAAUCUUUGUUAAGAUUCUUUUUGAAGAAUUAAGUAGUAACUUUGGAAUAGUGAAGUUGAGGGCGAGAUUGCAAAGCGAAGAGAUGAAGCCAUUCGUUGGUGGACUAUUCCCGACGGAUAAUCCGAAAAAUAUGCGAUUUGCUAUUAACUACUUUACCAGCAUUGGGCUCGGUGCAUUAACCGAAGAGUUAAGAGAGCAUUUGAAGAAUGCUCCAAAAUUGUUAAUGACGCAGAAAAGAAAACUCUCUUCCUCCUCAUCCGGCUCAGAUGAAGAUGAUUCUUCCUCGUCAGCAAGUUCUUCAGGGUCAGAGACCGACUCAGAUGCAAGAAGAGACGUAGGAAGAGUAGCUACGAUAGAAAUCGUGACGCAAAGACUCGCAAAAGGUGAUUUGUAA
Molecule: messenger RNA, 1629 nt
Organism: Paraglomus brasilianum
Lineage: Eukaryota; Fungi; Glomeromycota; Glomeromycetes; Paraglomerales; Paraglomeraceae
Source: the annotation of a GenBank genome assembly